AUGCUAUCACCUAGGAUUCCUGUGAUAUAUGGCGCCGCCGCUAUCGGUGCUCCUGGCACAUUUUGUGCUCUGACCAACACAGAACAAGCUCAGAGGGUCGUUGACGCACUCUUCGACCCUGGAGUUGAGCCUCAGCCUGAGCUACGCCAGAAAAUCAUCAGUUUAAACGACGCAGACGAUGGACACGGCGAUUCGUCUGGACUUGUUCGAGAGCCUGUCUCCCUCUACGCGAUAGACACUUCAAACGUUCACACCGAAAACUCAUGCUUCUCCUUCCAGAUCCUCGCCCAAAUGGACCUUCAUGGGUGUGUAAUCGACACAAAGUUCUAUCCUCUUGUCCCAGGCGACCACGCGCGUGUCAAACUGCGCGAGGCAUUCGACCGAAUGCUGGCUUCUCUAGGGGAUAAACGUGUUCGGGUGCUCUAUCUCAAUGCGCCAGACCAUGCAACACCAUUCUCAGAGACCUUUGCGGCGAUGGACGAGCUACACAAAGAGGGAAAAUUUGAAAUGCUCGGCUUGAGCAACUACCGCACACAUGAGGUUGGCGAGAUCGUCACACUCUGUCGUGCAAACGGCUGGGUGGUCCCCGCGGUUUAUCAGGGCCUGUAUAAUGCCAUAGAUCGAAUGGUGGAAUCUGAGUUACUCCCAUGUCUACGCCAGUUUGGCAUCAAAUUCGCAGCGUAUGGCCCUCUGGCCGGCGGGUAUCUGGUUGGAGACCUUCUCUUCGAGCCUGAACCCAGCAGGGUGAGGCUACACCUCGAUCUUCCCCCCUCUGCUGCUAUCGUCGAUCACCUACUCCCAUCAGUCAAUGAUCUCCGACAGAGCCUGCGUGGUAGUGGACGACAUUUCGACUCGCGUAACCCAUUCAGUGCUUGGUACCAGUCACGAUACUUGAACUCCCGCAUAAACAAUGCCGUCUUUAGGCUUUGCGCCGUCUUAAAGCUCUACGGUCUUUCGCUUCAUGAGGCAUCUUUGCGCUGGCUGCAGCACCACAGCGCGCUCGUCCCGAGUGAUCUCGGUAUGAUAUUCGGCGGGCGGACGCCGGACCAGGUCAAGCAGACGCUGACCUAUUGCACCUACGGCCCGCUACCGGACGUGAUCCUCGAGGCAUUCGAGGAGUGUUACACAGAGAUAAGGGGUGGACUGCCUGGUUUCUGGAUGCAUCCUGCGUGGGAUGAUAGACUAAGAGAGAAUUCACAGUGA
Molecule: messenger RNA, 1203 nt
Organism: Mycena indigotica
Lineage: Eukaryota; Fungi; Basidiomycota; Agaricomycetes; Agaricales; Mycenaceae
Product: Aflatoxin B1-aldehyde reductase
Exons: 9
Coding region: 1-1203 (400 amino acids)
Molecular function (GO): oxidoreductase activity
Source: RefSeq, a predicted model, not a curated record